AUGGCUAUCUCCGCGGAACAAUUGCAAGCGAUCAUGCAACAACAGCAACAUCAACAGCAGCAGCAACAGUUUGAAGUAGCUCAGCUGAAAAUGGCGGAAACAAUGAUGCAGAAGUUCAGCCUGCAUCUUCCUGCUGCAGAAUCCCCUGGAAAACAGUCCUCGUCAGUAGAUGCUGCUGCUGCCUCCAUCACCGAGUUUCAUCACGAUCCCGACUUCGGUGUGACAUUUGAGGCAUGGUUUAAGCGUUGGGAAGAUAUUUUCCAUGUGGAAUUUGCUUACACUGAUGAUGUAUGGAAGGUGCGCCUGCUAUUACACAAACUGGGCACCAAGGAGCACGAGCGGUACGCGGAUAUAAUUCUGCCGGAGAACCCUCGUGACUUCACUUUCGAUGCAACUGUCAACCGUCUCUCGGAGAUCUUC
Dibothriocephalus latus is the source of this 420-nucleotide messenger RNA. NCBI's taxonomy places the organism in Eukaryota, Metazoa, Platyhelminthes, Cestoda, Diphyllobothriidea, Diphyllobothriidae. The record is from the annotation of a GenBank genome assembly.